UAAUUUGUUCUUCCGUUCAGGGGAGUAAAAUCCGGGUGAAAAUGAAACACUGACCCCUCACACUAUAACGGCCAUUCUCAUGUCACGCCUUCUUUCUCUCGUCUCAGAGCUCCUGUCUAAAUGCAUCGUCGCUUUGUCGGAACAAUUUUUUGUUUUCUUUGUUGAGAUUGAUUCUCUGUUAUCUAUCGUCGUCCUCUCCAGUUUCAAAUUCACUCACCUGCUGCAACAACAGAGACUGUAACUUAAUGUCGUUUUCAGAUUCCGAGUCUUCUUCUCAUGGAGGAGGCGCAGAUCACAAAUUCUUUCGUCAAGUUAGCCGUGAUCGGUUAUUAUGUGAAAUGCUCGGAUCAACGAAGUGUGGAGAAUCAAAAGCUUGGAAGAUACUCAUCAUGGAUAAAGUUACAGUGAAAGUUAUGUCUCACUCAUGCAAAAUGUCAGAUAUCACUGACCAGGGAAUUUCGUUGGUGGAAGACCUCUUCAGGAGAAGAGAACCAAUGCCUUCCAUGGAUGCUGUAUAUUUUAUCCAGCCAUCAAAAGAAAAUAUUGUCAUGUUCUUAUCUGACAUGUCCGGAAGGGAGCCUUUGUACAGAAAAGCAUUUGUAUUUUUCAGUUCACCUAUCCCAAAAGAAUUGUUGAAUCACAUCAAGAGUGACACAAGUGUAGUACCACGCAUAGGGGCAUUGAGAGAGAUGAAUAUGGAGUAUUUUCCUAUUGAUAACCAGGCAUUUAUAACUGACCAUGAACGGGCCUUGGAUGAACUGGUCGGCAACAACGUUGAGAAUUCUCGGAAAUUUGAUGCUUGUUUGAACACAAUGGCAACUCGAAUUGCUACUGUUUUUGCUUCACUGAAGGAGCUGCCCUUUGUAAGAUAUCGCGCUGCCAAGGAUCUUGAUGGCUCUGCUUCAUCAUUUCGUGAAUCAAUUCCUUCGAGACUUGCAACUGCUGUUUGGAACUGUAUCUUGAACUACAAAUCUAUACCCAAUUUUCCCCAAACUGAAACUUGCGAGUUGCUUAUCUUGGAUAGAUCAAUUGAUCAGAUUGCUCCUGUGAUCCAUGAAUGGACCUAUGACGCUAUGUGCCAUGAUUUACUGGACAUGGAUGGAAACAAAUACGUGCUUGAGGUUCCCAGCAAAACAGGAGGUGAACCUGACAAAAAAGAAAUCCUUCUAGAAGAUCAUGAUCCAGUCUGGCUUGAGCUUCGCCAUGCGCAUAUAGCAGAUGCUAGUGAGAGAUUGCAUGACAAGAUGACCAAUUUUGUAUCAAAGAAUAAAGCUGCUCAGAUACGACAGAGCUCAAGAGAUGGUGGUGAAUUGUCUACACGGGAUCUGCAGAAGAUUGUUCAAGCUUUACCACAGUACGGUGAACAAGUUGAGAAGCUCUCUAUCCAUAUAGAGAUUGCUGGAAAGAUUAACAGACUUAUCAGAGAAAUGGGUCUUCGAGAACUAGGGCAACUAGAACAGGAUCUUGUUUUUGGAGAUGCAGGAGCCAAGGAUGUUAUAAACUUUCUAAGGACAAAGCAGGAUGCAACUCCAGAAAAUAAAUUGCGGUUGUUGAUGAUUUAUGCAUCUGAUCCUGAGAAGUUUGAAGGAUCAGUGCGGAGAACUGCAGCUCUGCUGCUACUCCAGAAAAGAAAAAGCUCUGCUCAUUCAAUGAGAUCAAGACGAACGGCAACCUGGGCACCUCAUCAUUCUGAUGAUGGAUACUCAAGUGAUUCAGUCUUGAAGAGUGCAUCUAAUGAUUUCAAGAAAAUGGGGCAGCGUAUAUUUGUAUUUAUAAUUGGUGGUGCAACUCGGUCUGAGCUUCGAGUUUGUCACAAGCUCACAACUAAAUUAAGGAGGGAAGUAGUCUUGGGUUCUUCUAGUUUUGACGAUCCUCCACAGUAUAUUACGAAACUGAAGAGGCUCUCUGAAAAUGAAGUGCCAAUUGAUGGCCUGAGAAUCUACUAGUUUAGAUUUUACGGAUGUACAUGCGUUUAUGCAACCCCAGCAGAAUCGCGGACGAGUUUUUCUGCACGUAGCAGUGGCUUGAGGGUAAAGAUAGUCGGAGAUAGGCUGAUUGUUUAGCAAUCACCAGCACAAUUGCUUAGCUUCAACAUGGAGUUUUUGUGUUCACAUUGUAUAGAAAUCAAUAUAUGUAUCAAUACAGGGUAAUUGUUUCCCAUAUUGUUUUGGUGGGUGAUUAGAUUGUUGUCCCAGGGGAAAUAAAUAAAUUCAUUAUUUAUCACAUGAAAUAUGGGGGAUGCCUUCAGAUUUUUUCUCUGGAGUUCACAUGUCCCUUCUCUUAUAGACUUUGUACCUGUUGGAAAUAUAAGAAUCAGUACUGUCUUCUUCUUU
This is a messenger RNA of Carica papaya (papaya), 2333 nucleotides long. NCBI's taxonomy places the organism in Eukaryota, Viridiplantae, Streptophyta, Magnoliopsida, Brassicales, Caricaceae. The record is from RefSeq and is a predicted model, not a curated record.